CUUAGCUUUACAGAAUGAAAACUAUGAACAUCGGUCCAAAAGUCUUGCUCUAAUAGAAUUAAGUUAGACAACAAGAUGACGAAGAUGAUGUGCCUGAUGAUCCCUCUCCUGUUUUAAUUAAAUAAAAAAUAAUAUAAGUCAUCAAGCAUAAUCAACCCAGAUUUGAUGUCAAAGGUAGGCAAAUAUUUAAAGGCACUGGAUAUGGAAUAGCUUUUGAUAAUUUUGUCACCGUCUGUGUAUUCAAUCCUGAUGAGGAAGUGCUGUCAAUUAAAGACACAAUUUCCCAAUGCACGAAUAUUCAAGAAUAGGAGAAGUUUCACAUCAAAUCUAGCACCAAUAAAAAAAUAGAGGAUUUUCAUAAAGAAAUAAUCUUAAAAUCAAUUCUUAAAUAAACUAAACCACAUUAUUGA
Paramecium octaurelia is the source of this 410-nucleotide messenger RNA. The record is from the annotation of a GenBank genome assembly. NCBI's taxonomy places the organism in Eukaryota, Ciliophora, Oligohymenophorea, Peniculida, Parameciidae.